AGAAAGCGCAGAAGGUCGCUUUCCGCGCUACGGAUAUGUAUCGUUUCAAAUAUGUAAUCGUCGCGACGUUUUGGUGGAUCAUCGCAACCACCGGGAAUAUCGUUCAGAACGAAGACAUUUGUGAAUCCCACAAUGGCAGACGUCUAUACUUGGAAUUAGGCGAGAAGGGCAUCCUCUACGCGAAGAACGUCAGCUUUAUCAAGAAUUCGCCAAGGCAACUGGCACCGCGUCUUUACUCCACCACCAUCACCAACGGCUCCCAUCAUCAGUGCAGCCUCGAACUGGUGACCUGUCCAUCUUGCGUAAUAAUUGUCACUUUUAAAAAUAUUGCCUUGUCGCAUCAUUGCGGCGACGGGGUCAUCGUGAUGGACAGUCCCUGCAGGUGUGACUAUGUGUGGCUCUCGGAACCACCUUAUGAGGAUGUUUCCGGCACGCCGUUCUGCGGAUCAUACACGCCGGUGACAUAUAGAUCGAGCACAAGAACCCUGUCUAUAAAUCUAUUUUAUAGCCAGUCCCAUAAGCAUGCAUUUACUAUCGAAUACACGGCAGAAAGAAAUAGAUUGCAUUUGAAAGGCACGGAAAUGACAUCGGGAGCGCCAACAAAGGGUUUGAAUGGCACCACCGGCAAUGGUAUUUUGACCUCGCCGUUUUUUCCAGCUCGAUAUCCUCGUGACUUGGGUCUGGAAUAUGUGAUAACGUGUCCCACCCAAGCUCCCUCCUGUCGUAUCAGGUUGCUAUUUAGCGACUUCCAAUUAGCGACGGUCUCCAUUAUGGAGUUUUACGAUUGGAAUGGACAACGUCUGGACGUGAGCAGCGGCGCCCGAUUUCGGCCGCCGAUCAUAGUGAGUUCCGGCCCGUCGUUGCUGGUAAGAUUUUAUGCGAAUGGCGGCACCGGUCUGGGUUACAAGGCAUUUUACUCCUUUGUGAUCGGCCAUACAUACGAUAAAUCCAUACAACCGAUCACUGAUUGCGGUGGAUAUGUGGAGAAUCUGGGCGGCGCUAUUACAAUGAUGAACAUGGUCGGCCAAGGUGUGAAAAUUUACGAUUGCGUCUGGUUAAUUAGACCACCCAAGAACUUCCUGCACAUGAAGACACACAUGUAUCUGAAGGUAGUGGCUUUUGCUGACAUGGCCGGCAAUACGGAAUUGAUCAUCAAAGAAGGUCCGACUUCAGCUUUAAUGUCGCUGGAAGUAAUCCGACAUCCAUCGAGUCAAUCGCAGUCUUUCAGACAUCGGGAACAUAUUGCGCCGGUCACGAGCGGAUUCCACGUGAGUCUUCGUGGUACAUUCGGUCCAAAUUCGCAUUUGGCGAUCGCUUACGCGGCCUUCAGCUACAUAAAUUGCUUUGCGGAUACAGAUUUUCUAUGCCAAAAUCACAGAUGCAUCCCGAAUCAGUUGAAUUGUGACGGUUUCGAUCAUUGUGGCGAUAAUAGUGACGAGCCAGCAACGUGUUUCCAAAAUUGGGAGAUGGAGCCGCGCGAGCGGAAAUGGCACAUGAACAAAGCAAAUUAUUACUUUCCGAAGAUCGAACAAUAUCCCGAUCUGAAAACGGCCACUCUGGUGUUCGUCGCCAGCAGUCUCGGCCUGAUUACUCUGAUAACAACCCUCAUUAUACUAUUAUACAGAAUAGGAGGGGCGAGACAACGAAGAGAACUGCAGUCUCGUCUAGAGACAAUCAGCGAACUUUUAGUUUUUGAUAUUACAGACGGUGCACGGAUCGAUGAAAUAUCCAUGCCGGAUGAUCCACCCGGUUACGAGGCUCCGCCAGGCUACGAAGAGGUUGCGAAACUCGCCUUGUCGAAAAAGUCUCGAUGUUUGAAUUGCGAAACAUAUAAUAGAAGCUCUACAAACCAGUUCGACGAGGACGCGAAUUCCUCUACUUACUUGAUAAUGGAAGGCACGAACAACAGUUGUAGCAGGCAAACAACCCACGUAGCAUCAGAGAACGAUCGAUUACCUGAUGCGCUACCUGAGAGUCCACCACCGCCGUACAUCACACCCCCGGGAACUAUACUGCGAAACAUGAAUUUAGCUGGUUUAUCGGCAUCGAUGAAACAGUUGUGUCCUAUUCGUCGCAAUUGGCUCCGACGCAGUGCGCAAUAUCCUCAAUCCUCUUCCAACGAUCGUUUAUCUUCGUCCACGGACGCUGAAACUUUUGAUACGUAUCUGACAGAUUGUAUCGUUCCGGAUACGAAUUGUCAACUCGAGAGUCCCCCAAAGGAGGAUCAGAUUGUUUCAGAAACAGUUCAAGAAAAUACUGUAGAAUUAAAAGCGAAUAAUCAACAUGUUAGAGAAGAAAAUCACGAUGAAACUAGCGAUAGAGCUGUUGACAGAUCGGACGAGAGAAACGCGAGCUGCUCUUGCGAGGGCGCGUGUGGCUGCGUCAUCGACUGUUCUAAUGUUCAAGAUCAUUCCACCAGCAAUAUAUCAAUCUCUACAGCACCGAUAAGCGAUGAUUGCGAACUGGAAUGCAAUCAAAUAGUGACCGCCUCUUCUUCCGCGGGGAAAAUCGAUGAUCAUCAAGAGGAAGAUUUUUCUGUCUCGAAAAGCACCGUCGUUCGACUCUUGGGUUCUAAGUUAAUGAAACCACUUUAUACUCAUAGCGCCAACUCCACGGCAGCAUCAUCGCCUUGCGGUACUUUGCAUCACUCUUGCAGAAGGUUCUCUCGUGACAGCUGUAUCACUAAGAUCUCGACCAUCAGCCCGUGCAGCAGUUACGAUAAACUGCAGGACGAUUUCGAGAUCGUGUCAGAGGUAGCAAGCAGCCUCGGUGGCACCACUAAUUCCAGCACGAUGGCAAACACGCCGAGCGGCACGCCAAAGAGCGUUAUCAGCCAGCGAUCUCGACGAUCAGGCAACAGACACAUCAGCUGUGAUCUUGACAGCCUCUACGAAAGCAUCAAGAUUCUCGAUUCGUAUCUCGCGCGCAGAAACAUAAACGUUAGCCACGGUCACAGACAAUCGGUCGCCGUGAUGCUGUUCGGCACUCCGGAACACGGUCCUACGCGUCAUUCAGUUGCGACGUCGCGUCAAACAAGAGAGAGACGUGUGCGUACACGCAUCUGGCGAUCUAAUGAGGAUGCUUCAUCCAAUUAAUUUGUUCUUGAUCGAGAGCAAAAAAGACAGAAAUUCUUAAUUAAUUUUUUGGCGACCAGGAGAAUAAUAAUUGAAAAUAAUAGAAUAUAGUCCUGUAAAUCGGAGAUAUACAUAUAGGAGUUUGAUUUAAAAAUCAAGGAAAAAAGAAGGUAAGAAAUACAUAUAUUAACUUUAUGAUUUAUUAUCAUACAAACUUUUUCUCUGUCUAUGAUUGACAGCGAUUGAAAACAAAUCUAAUUUUUUCCCAGUUUUAAUUAAAUUAAGUAAUUACAUUACAUUAAAUAGAUUAAUCAAAGAUUAAAAAGAUUAAAUGGUUAAAUUAUUGAAAAGGAUGAAAAAUUCUCCAAGUAAUAAUCGAGGAGAGAAAGGGAGAUACUGUGUAGGAUAAAUUUUUCUAAUAAAAUUGCGAUUAUCCAAUCUCGUAUUAUAUUCGAGAUUGAAUUCUAUAAAAGUACUUUUAGAAGAGAGGGACAGUACAAAAUAUGCUUCAAAUAAUGUAAUGUUUAAUAAUAAUUUAAUGAUUUAUAUUUUGUGAAAAACAAUCUAUUCUCAUAUACGCAAAUCUCUGUAUAGACGGUUCCCGAAUUAACAAUUCCAUCUGUAAAAUCAUUAAUGAUUAAAUUUGCGUUAGUCUUUGACACUACCUCUUCUAAGGAUCUGAGGAUUUAUGUUCGAAGAAUAUGAUGCUAAAUGUUUUUGGCAAUUAAAUUAUAUUUCUUUAACCUACGGAAAAUUCGUUUAAAUCUGGCUUGGCUGAUUUUCGGAGAUCAAUUAGUCUCCAUCCCAAUCUUAUAGGGAGUACUCAUUAAUUACAUUAUCUUCUAAUUAUUAAAUCUUACAUCUUCGCAUUACCUAGAAUAAAGCGUACAUAAUGUCGUAGUAAAAUA
This is a messenger RNA of Cataglyphis hispanica, 3982 nucleotides long. RefSeq lists its product as uncharacterized. Gene Ontology annotation, molecular function: protein binding. The transcript is spliced from 11 exons. Bases 36 to 3095 code for a protein of 1019 amino acids. NCBI's taxonomy places the organism in Eukaryota, Metazoa, Arthropoda, Insecta, Hymenoptera, Formicidae. The record is from RefSeq and is a predicted model, not a curated record.